This is a messenger RNA of Fusarium verticillioides 7600, 195 nucleotides long. RefSeq lists its product as hypothetical. The transcript has a single exon. The coding region runs from base 1 to 195 and encodes 64 amino acids. NCBI's taxonomy places the organism in Eukaryota, Fungi, Ascomycota, Sordariomycetes, Hypocreales, Nectriaceae. The record is from RefSeq and is a predicted model, not a curated record.
AUGUGUCGCAUGAUCAACACCACUGAGGUCUGUGCCAACUGCGGCAAGACCGUCGACACAAAGCUCAAGCGAGACAAGUGUCCGCAUUACGGCACUACUAAAUGCAAGCAGGAUAAUGUAUAUGUCACGAAGAAAGUAUCCGUGAGCAACUGCUCGAAAUGCUCAAUGGAUGGGAAGAAUAGUGGAAAGAAAUGA